ACGCCUCCACACACAGGAACCUACAAGUCAUGUGACUUGCAAACCUUUUGAAACAUUCAUUCAUUUUCUACUGCUUAGCCUCACAACGGUCACGUGGGUGCUGGAGCCUAUCCCAGCUGUCUUUGGGCGAAAGGCGGGGUACACCCUGGACUGGUUGGCCAGCCAAUCACAGGGCACAUAUAGACAAACAACCAUUCACACUCACAUUCAUACCUAUGGACAAUUUGGAGUCGCCAAUUUAACCUAGCAUGUUUUUGGAAUGUGGGAGGAAACCGGAGUACCCGGAGAAAACCCACACAUGCAUGGGGAGAACAUGAAACACACAGAGAUGGCGGAGGGUGGAAUUGAACUCGGGUCUCCUAGCUGUGAGGCCUGCGUGCUAACCACCUGGCCGCCGUGCAGCCCCUUGGCUAAAUAUAUAUGGCUAAAUAUGUGUGUUAUAGUAUAGUUAUGCUUGAAAUGUAAGCAUAAUUUGUAGCAUUUUUUCCAUCUUUUUGUUGUUGAGAAUUAAUAUUUUGCUGAAACUAGAACCUAUGUUCUGCGGAAAAAGGUCGAAACAAACUUUUUUUCUUUUGGUAUAUGCAAUGUUUAUCUACUCCUAGGACCCAAUAUUUUGUGCGCCUUGAAAAAUCUGUCAAAAUAAUCGAAAAAUAAUUGAAAUAAUUGAAAAAUGUCUGGGAUUGAAUGAGUUAAGACGUGUAGCAAAGCCUGCUUUUGUUACAAAGGUGGGGAGGUUGGUAUCAUGUUCACAAGGAAGGGUUUUCCUUCAUGACGCCAUUGAAAGCUGCAAAAAUGUGAGACAAGCAAGCCUCUUCACUGAUGUUGAGAAGAGAUUUAUCAGGUUUGUUGUUCAGAAUUAUUGUUACAAGGUUAUUAAAAAGUCACUUUUCCAUAAUAGGGGACUUCUAUGCUCCUUCCUAAUGUCCACUCGCCUCCCCAAACGCCGGGCUUAUAAAGUUCACCUCCCUGUUGACUGUGUAAUCAUUUACCAACGAUGGCCUCGUCGCUUAAUUCCAGGCGGUAAAACAGCAGCGCCUGUGUGAGUUUGAGCUCGUCAUUUCUUUGCAUCGACCCAAAAGUGGUCCAAAGUUCAAACGGCAGGGCUUUUUUUUUUCAUUUUUUUUGUUUUAAGGCUCCACUUCAUGCCUCCUGGUGUGAUGAAGAGCCAGGCCACAUUGCUGGCUUGUGUCGUGUAAAGUGGCUGGUUUGACAUUGGCUACCUUUUCUUGUUAAUGUUUCAUCACUGAGCACCACAUCGACACCCUCAAGUGGACCCGGUGGAGGAGGCCAGCAAGGCGGCGGCUGUGGGCCUGCAGGCAGGAGAUGAGCUGGUCAACAUUAAUGAGAUUCCCCUGAGCGGCUUCAGGCAGGAGGCCAUCUGCCUGGUGAAAGGCUCCCACAAGACACUCAGUCUGAUGGUGAAAAGGAAUGUGAACAUGGUGGAUACUGUAGCGCACAAAAUGCCCUCAGAGAAUGACGUGCAUGUGGCCAGAAGCUUCCUUACCAAGAUUUUGCGAAGUUCCAUGAGACGCAAUGAACCCAUAAGCAGGCCUCACUCUUGGCAUUCCACCAAGUUCAACGAGAGCCAGUUGGAAUCGGCCAAGACACAGUCGUCUCCACCCGUGGCGGUGUGGCAUGCCACGUACGAUGCGAGCUCGUCGUCAAACGAUCUCUCCUCGGGUUGGGAGCAAACAAACCUCUGCAGGGUUUCGGACCAGUUCAGCUCCCUCGGCAGCAUGGACAGCCUAGAACACGUCCCCCAUCCAUACCCGGCCAGUCAGCUGUCUGCCAAGUCCAACAAUAGUAUGGAGCAUCUCGGAGGAGGCAAGCGAGACUCGGCUUACAGCUCCUUCUCCACCAGCUCCGGCACGCCAGACUUUACGCUUUCAAAAAGCAACGCCACCUCCACUGAGAACGUGCUGUAUAAGGUCAGCCAGUGGGAUGCAGGGGGGAGGCACAGCAACAGCAGGAACAGCCAAAGUGUGAUGGACGGAGUCAAACAGGAGGACAGGCCCGUCUACUCAGUAGGCUGCGACGGACCCCAAACUGACGACCAGGCCGGCUGUUGCCAUUCCGCAUCUGGUAGAAUGAGUUACGGACCGGUGUGGCACGUUCCGGAGAAAAAAAAGACCGCCUCCCCUUCACCUCCUCCACCAGCGCCCCCCGCCCGAAGUGACAGCUUUGCGGCCACCAAAGAACGAGGUCUUAGUGCUGCUCAUCUAGAAGCACCCAGUUCUUGUGUCCAGGGGAAAUCCUGCUCUGAAGAUCGUGUUGGUCAGAACCUUUCCCCGAAAAACGACAGGGGUGGUUUUUACUGUCCGAGCCAGUUCAGCUCAAACAAGCAGCACUCGCUCUCCAGCAGCGAUGUCAGGCAAGGUCAAUCCAGCCAUCACAGACACCACAGCGACAAAAGCACUUUUCCUUCACAAGCGUGGGCUACCACCACUCCAAAGAACAUCAGUGGCUACUUCUCUAGCAUGCAGGAGCUCUCCACAAACGGUUCUACAAACCAGAAUCCUGACCCCAACUUUGACAACGGUGGACACAGCCGCUACUACUGUGUUGGUGCAUCUGGGAAACCAGAAGAAAGGAAAUGUUCUACCAGCUUGGACUCAACCCAGACAGGAAAUGAGCAGGAUCCGGUUAGCCCAAAAACGGUCACCAAAGCCAAGUAUCAAGUUUCCCCACAGCAGCAGUACUCCUCCAAAGGCAGAGAAAGUAACGGCUACAGCAAGCACCAUGUUACCGCUAUUGUGGAGACCACGCCCCCAAAAGUCGCCGCUGAGGACACCAGGAGCCAUCGAGGACCAAACAACGGACAUUCCGAACAACGGCGAUCUCUUCCUCUGCAGCACAGAGAAUUUACCCAAGAUGUGAGACACCACGGCAACAUCAACCCUCAGACCACCCCCAUGCUCCACUCCUUGUCCGUGGACACCAAAGGAGACUCGGAGGAGACGCUGGAGUCCAAGCAGCUCAUGCGCAGCGACCGAUUUGCCACCACCUUAAAGAGCGAGAUCCAAAUGAGAAGAGCCAAGUUGCAGAAGAGCAAGAGUGCGGCGACUCUUCCUGGUGAUACUGAAGACAAUCAGGAUGUGUGGAAGUCCAACAAGAUCUCGGGCCCCGCUCUGGCAGUUAGCCCCUUCACAGACACCUACAAGGAUAAUCUAAAGGAAGCACAGGCUCGAGUGCUUAAGGCCACUUCCUUCAGGAGGAAAGAUCUUGAACCCGUGUUGGUGGAGCACCCUUCAGCUGAAGCCAUUCCCAAUUAUCCAUCCUCAGCCGUGGCAAGAAAGGAUCUCACUGCUCUUUCCAUAGUUUCGGAGACCACAGCCAGCAAAUCUGGCGCUCCGGGUGCUCCGGUCAUGCGCAUUGGUGGCCGAAAGCGCUUUCAAGCAGAAAAAAAGGUUAGAUCUUUCUCUGAACCUGACAAAAUCCAUGAGGUUGGAGUAAAAGAAGAAGAAACUGCAAGCUCUUCACAGGACCAACAGAAACUGGUGAAAGAAAAUGGGAAAUCCAGUCACCAAUCUUCAGUGGAGAACCCCAGUGAUUCCACCGGCCCGGCACACAUGCCGAAAGAGAUUGGGGACAGAGAUGACCCUCAUGGAGGUCCGUACUCCACCACUUUCGCCGAGUAUGAGGCCAGAUGGAACGUCCAGAAGAAACCCCCAGAGACCAGAGCCUCUGGACGAUUCCGGUCAGCUGACAACAUCUUGGAUCCCAAAUCGGAGGAGAGAGUGAAGUCGGCGUGUUUUCACGAGCGGUCCAGGUCUUCACCGUCGGCUGACAUCUAUGGGCAGAUGACUCGUGUCGCUGCAACAAUAACGCCAGAGAAGGAACAAAUUCUGAUGGAGAACAAACCUGCUGAGUCACUCAACGCUGCCUCCAGCUUCCCAGAGGGACGCUCGUCCGACUGCAAAGAGAAGUCUGCCGAAUGCGAGCGUCGCCCUCCUCCACCCAAGACGGCGUGUGGACCCAGGAGGAAGCCGCCGCCGCCCAGAUGCCCCGAGAUCAACCCCCACGAAUCCCAACGUUGCACCCCGACCAGCGACUCCUGUAAGGCAGAGGGCAAAGAGCCGGUGGACCAUCGGCCUCCAGCGUCCGUCUCUAGCAGGACGCCAGCCACCAUGGAGGCACCGCGCUCGCCUUCGCCGCACUUUUCCCCGCAGAGACUCAGCGACAGGCCUCCCACGUAUCUGCUCGACCAAGACUCGAACGGGGUGGAAAAUGUGAGGGCCAAGCCAAGCAGCGUGGUGAAGAAAGUGCCCGUCAGGGUGCUUCGCUCGGAGGGAAUGCCGGAUAAAGAGAGCGGCGGUCCUGACAUGAGCAAGCUGGCUAACGUGGGAGGCGGUGGGCAGGACUCUGUCUUCCUGGCUUUCAGCCGACAGAGACAAGCAGACGGCGUGUCUUCACCUCAGAAGCCCCCAAAAGACCCCGAAGUGACCCCUGUGGGCCAGCAGAACGCUUCCAAGCAACCGCAGCCCACAGCGCAGUCGGGCAUCGACGAUGAUGUGAAUACCGCGCCGAGAAUAUCCGAGGAGCGUAAGCGGGAAGAACUCGCCCGGGACAUCAUGGACAAAGACAAGUCGCUGGCUGACAUUCUGGACCAGAGCAAGAUGAAGACCACCAUGGACUUGAUGGAGGGCAUCUUCCCUCAGGGGGAGCUGGAGGGAAGCCACCAGCGCAGGAAAGCAUCCUCCAGAGCCGCGACCGCACGGCCUAUUGAUGAAAGGGAAAAGGAGGACAGUACGGCGGGUGCGGUUGCCAUGGUGACCAGCUCGGCAUACUAUAGUACGUCAGCCCCCAAAGCCGAGCUCCUCAUCAAGAUGAAAGACAUGCAGGAGCAGGACGAGGAUGAGGAGGACGAGUUAGACAUGGACCUGGCCAACAAGAAGCAAGAGCUGAUCGACAGCCUGAGCAAGAAGCUGCAGGUGCUGCGUGAGGCCCGCGAGAGCCUCCAGGAGGACGUGUUGGACAACAACGCUCUGGGGGACGAGGUGGAGGCCCGAGUCCAGCAGGUGUGCAAACCCAACGAGCUGGACAAGUUCCGCAUGUUCGUGGGGGACCUGGACAAGGUGGUCAGCCUGCUGCUGUCUCUGUCAGGCCGCCUGGCCAGAGUGGAGAACGCCCUCAACAGUCUGGAUGAGGACGCCACGCCCGACGAGAGACGCACGUUGACGGAGAAGAGGAAGCUGCUGAUCCGGCAGCACGAAGACGCCAAGGAGCUGAAGGAGAACUUGGACCGGCGGGAGGGCGUGGUCUUCGACAUCCUGGCCAGCUACCUGCCGGAGGACGGCAUGGCGGACUACGAGCACUUUGUCAAGAUGAAGUCGGCGCUCAUCAUCGAGCAGCGCAAGCUGGAGGACAAGAUCAAGCUGGGCGAGGAGCAGCUCAAGUGUCUGCUGGACAGUCUGCCCAUGGAGCAGAGGUUGUCCUUCUGAGGGACAGCUGCACUUGCACCCAGUGUCCGGCAGAGGGCGCCACAGACCAGACCAGUCUGUGUGGAAUGUCCUUAAAGCCUUUUUUCUUUUCUUGUCAAGUUUUUUUAGUAAUUUAUUUGUAGCCUUUUGGAUCGGCACAGGAGGGUGACAGUAUUUUUUUUUAACUUGAAGCACUCGGAGUGUCACUUCCUGGUGUGCGGGGUGGUGACCAUACGUAUUUUAGCAGCUGGCCCAAUAUUUCACUUUUUUUUAUUUUCACUUAGCUUUAUUUGGUAUUAAAAUGACAACAUCUGUGCUAGUUUUGGGAUGUUGACGGAUACAUGUUGCACUGCGAGCGUAAUGGCUGCCAUGUUCUUGCUGGAUAAAAUAGCAUGGCUGUAGACUCGGCUAAUCUUCAGCUGAUGACGUCAUUGCAGUGCAACUCGGCGACCUCCUCGCUUUCAGUUAAAACGUGCAUCGUCAUUUUGAUAUCAUAUUCAUCAUGAAUCCUCUCCUCAGCACUAUCGCAGCCUUGACUCCUGCUAAGCAACGUCUGCACUGUAUUUGUUUAGCGACACUUCCUGCCCCUCCCUGAAGGUAACGUAUGGUUGAGUCAUGGUAAAUGAAGCAGGACCGUAUAAUGUAGCGUUACCCCUGCUGAUAGCGAACGAGUCUUCCCUCCAUCAUUGACGCACGUCAGCUCUCGUGGCCUUGAAGCACGAUGCGUGAGAUCACAUGGGGGUUGGUUUUUGGAGAGCACUUGUUCACACCACACUUCACAUUCACUGAAAUCCACCAGGAGAAAGUGCCUGCCGUGUCCCAAGCUUUUUUUUUUUAUGUUUAUUAUGCUGCGUCUUUUAUAGCGAGGGUGAGGCUCAAGAGGCCAUCCAAGGUUUAUGAAAAUCUUUUUAGGAGGAUCAAAUGGUUUAGAGAAAUCUUCCAUCUUUUUCUUCUGCUUGUGCUUGAAGACGUGAGAUACAUUUUAGCUCCGCUUGCAUUUCCACGGCCUCACACUUUGAAAAAAGCCAUGACAUUAAAUCCAAAUAAACCUCCAAACCUUU
Doryrhamphus excisus (bluestripe pipefish) is the source of this 6481-nucleotide messenger RNA. It is a transcript of the gene shroom2a, whose product is annotated as shroom family member 2a. Gene Ontology annotation, biological process: actin filament organization. The record is from RefSeq and is a predicted model, not a curated record. Gene Ontology annotation, molecular function: actin filament binding. Lineage: Eukaryota; Metazoa; Chordata; Actinopteri; Syngnathiformes; Syngnathidae. Gene Ontology annotation, cellular component: cortical actin cytoskeleton; apical junction complex; adherens junction.